AUGCAAGCAUCAACACCAAAGCACUUCAUGCAGCCGGAAGAGCCGGACGAGACGGGGAUGGCAGAUGAGUCAACUGGACAGACACGCCAAAGUUUGGACCUCGCCUCCCUGGAUGUGGAACCAGUGGACUAUGAAAAGUUGCUCGCAGAGGCAGCUCAAGUACCCAGCUUCACGCCUUUGCCAGGGAGCAUCACGCAGAGUGAGCAUGAGGUGCAGAUGGCGUCUCUGGAGGUCAGACUAAGACAGCAUUGUCUCGACAUCUUCGCGCCCACCGUUCGCAGAACUGCCGCUUUGGAGAAAGAGGUGGUGAAGAUCGAGGAAGAUCUUCAGCUAAAAUCAAGCCACAUCUCGGACUUGUUGCUUACUGCUGGCAAAGUUGAACAGCAGGUUGCAAACAUCGAGAACUUCAAAGCCGAAUUGUCAAAGUACGAUUCGGAAAGAAAGCAGUGGCAAGCCACCGCAACAGACUCCUUGAGCUGCAUGAAGCAGGACCUCGACGUUUUCCGGUAUGAAUUGGAACGCAUGGAUGCAUACGUCCAAGGGGCCCAACGAACUGUUGAUCGAGUUGUGGGGGAGCUAGGUCGCGUCCAGGACAUUGGCGACUCGCUGAGAGCUGAUACAGACAAACGACUUGGCCAGCAGAACAAGAUGCUCAAUGUUUUCAAAACUGACCUAGAGGUGAAGCUUGUGAAUUUGGAGAACAGAUACAACAAACUGAGUGAUGACCUGUGGGGCGAAGAAACAGGCCUAGCGAAGGUGAUGCAUGAUCUCUCCCGCACUAAUGAGGUUGUCACCAGCAUGAGCACGGAGUUUGCCUCCAUGAAGCAUGACAAGGCCAGCAUCGCCCAGCUGCAGAUGGUGCAGGAGGAGGUAAACAACUUCACCUUGGAGACUAACAACAAUGUGACUGCAUUGCAGCAGACAGUUGACAGGAUGAUGAGCGACAUGAAAGAGCACUUUCAAACUGCCACCAACACAGUGGCAGCUCACAAUGCCGCCAUGCUGCAGGAGGUGCGAACAGCAUAUCAGGAGGAGCUAAAAGAAGCUGCCCAAGUACGACAAAAGGUCGAUGAGUUCAUGCAGUCCGAGCGUGAAUACCGGCGGUCGCUCGAAGAAAGCAUUUGUGCAUCCCAAGCUCAAACUGAAGACUUGGUCAGACAGGUGACAUCUGAAGUCGAGGAAGUUGGAAAGCUAAGAAGACGAGACCGCAACAGCCAGGAGGUAGAGAUCAAAGCAGUCGCCAAGCAGCUGGCUAUAGUGCAGGAGUCUUCGCAACAUGUGGCGAACAGCCUGGAGCAUUUGAGCACCGUGAUUUGGACCAUGGUCCAAUGUGAGAGAGCUGCUUCGGCGCUGGACAUUCAAGACGAUCAAGAUCGGGCCAAGAUUGCCUUGAUGGGCUACAAGGACGAGACGGUGGAUAAAGCGCGAGGCACCAAGAAUCGGAAAAACCGAGCUUCUUCGCCACCUUGUGAGGCAGAUGGCCAAACCGUGCUGAAUGUGGAUGAGCGAUGCUUGAGUUGUUGUGGCAAAGCGCAAACAGUCCUUUCAGGUUUCAAAAUGGCUUGUCUGCAGUACUCACCAGCUCCUGUGCUCUUCGCGCGGACGACCUACAACCGAUCUGAUCUCCUGGGCUUGCGGGAAAAGAUGUUGGCACAGGUGAACGAGUCACUGGAGCAUGGGCCAGUGAGCUUCGAGAAAGCUGAAAUCUUUGGACAAGCCAACUCUGCUCCAAUUUCCUCAGGUGCCAUCGUUGACUCCUUCAUGAACAGAGAAGAGCGUCUAGACAGUCGCAGUAGCCGCUCGAGAUCCAGUCCGUUGACAAUGCCACCCAUCAUGACAGCGCGAUCAACACCCAGCUGAUGCCUCUGAUUUAGCAUACACACAUAGAGCUCUGGAUGCCUCAGAGAGGGGGUUCAAUGAACGGAC
This is a messenger RNA of Cladocopium goreaui, 1926 nucleotides long. Lineage: Eukaryota; Dinophyceae; Suessiales; Symbiodiniaceae. The record is from the annotation of a GenBank genome assembly.